AGUUUGUUUGACUCUUUGGAGUGAAGCGUUUGUUUAUUUAUGUGUUUGUUUAUUUUAAGGCCACGCAACAAAAAAAACAUGCAAAAUAAAGUAAACUUUUACUCAACUUUAUUUGGUUUAUUUACUAAAUAAUGAACUAUUACAAUCAUUUACUGUUUUUAUAUUCGUCGUAAUUGUUUGUUUUAUUACAAAAAUGGUUAUUUAAAACUUACAGCCACUUCAAAAUGAUUUAAGCUUGUUCUCAAUGUACUAUUUCUAGAUAAAAUGAUUGUUAAUUGUAGUGACAACAUUUCAGAUACCAAAUGAUAAUAAACCUAUUGUUUUUAAUUUGCAUGUCAUGAAGAAAACGGAAGCAGAACAGGGUCAAAAUAACACAAAAUAUGUCAUGUUUUCACAUUUAACUUCUGCGUUUAACUGCAGAGAAAACAAGUUCAUAUUUAUUUACAACACAAUCCUAAUGUUUAAUCCCAGUGUCAAUUGAAUAUAUGAUGGAAUAAACCUGUUUUUUCAUGCAUCUUUGCCUUUUCUCUGUUUUUCACAUUUGCUGUUUGAUGACUUUGUCAUUCCUGCGGUUUGUUUCUGUUUCAAUUCAACAAACACUUGACUGGAAUGACCGCAAUAUGCUGAAAUGCUGAUUAAAGAUGAAGGUCCAUAUGAAGAAUGUGAAAUGGAUUAUGGUUUUGUUCUUUCUACGGGCCUUUGGUGAUGUGUCUUGUGAUGGAGUGAUGACAGUGAUGGAUGACAUUCAUAUACCUAAUAUCCCAGAUCCCAAAAUUUCCAGAGAUUUUCCGGCAUGCAAGAAAGUUUCAAGCCCGAAAUGUCUCGUAGCGUGUUCAGUGCCGAGUGUGGCACGAGGUCAGCUCUCGUGGUACAAUGAAAACGUUUCAUUAUCCAGCCUCACGGUUUCUGAUCUCGUCACCAGACUGUAUCUAGAGGUGGAAUAUCAUGAUAAAAACAACUACAGCUGUGUGGUGUCCAGUUCAGGCAAAACUAAGACUUCGUAUCUCGACGUUGCUUCUUCCUGUCAGUCAUGUCCAAAGAGAGAAAUACCAGAGCCAGCGAGUGAAGGGGAUUCUGUGAUUUUACCAACAAACCUUACUGAAGUGCAGUAUGAGGAUCACGUAAUGUGGCUUUAUGAAAACCGUCUCAUUGCUGAACUGUUUGAAAACGUAUCGGCAUGCUAUGACUGUCAAGAUAAAAGAUUUAUUAACAGACUGCAGCUGGACAGCCAGACUGGAUGUCUCACCGUCACCAACAUCAGUAAAAUCCACACCGGAACCAUUAAACUACUGAUCACUAACGGAAAACAUCAAGAAUGCCAUCGAUUUAAUGUUACUGUCUAUGAUCCGUUGCCCAUUCCAAUCAUCACCAAAGACUCAACGCAAUGUUCGUCAGCAUCAAAAUGCGUGUUGUUGUGUUCAGUGCUGAAUGUGUCGGAUGUGACUCUCUCCUGGUACAAUGGAAGCAGAUUAAACUCCAGCAUCAACGUGUCUGAUCUCAAAAGCAACUUUCUGUGUCUGGAGGUGAAAUAUCAGGACAGAAACAACUACAGCUGUGUUGUAAACAAUUUUUUUACCAACAAAACCACACCACUCAACAUCAGUGAAUUUUGUAAAGCACCUUGGAAUAUUCCUCUUAUCGUUGGUAUUUCUGUUGGUGUUGUUCUAUCUAUUAUUGUUCUGGCUGUUGUGCUGGUCUAUUGCUGCUGGAAUAGGUUUCGAUGUCAAAGGGCAGAUGCCAGUGAAGAUCAACUUAAUGUCAGAUACGCCUCUGUAGACGUCAAUGGUUACAGGACGGCUGGACAGAACAUCACAGACAAUGAACCUGAGGACACACAUCUGUUGGAUCAGCCAACAUCAUCAUCACAAGAGUUCACCCCCGUAAAUACACUUUGCUGCAAAUAGUUACAAUGACCUUAUGUUAUAAAAACAUAACUAUAAGCAAUAGAUAAAAGUACCGCUCUGUAAAUGUAAUUAAAGGUCCAGUGUGUAAUUUUUGGGAUGAUCCAUUUGAUGAUAGAAAUGCAAUAUAAUAUACAUAGCUAUGCCUUCAGAUGUGUAUAAAGAGCUUACACAGUGAAGCGUUAUGUUUUUAUUACCUUAGAAUAAGCCAUUUCUAUCUACAUACACCGCAGGUCCCCUUGCAUAAUUCGCCAUGUUCUGUCAGCCAUCAUAGUGUUUCGAAAGGGAGGGGAGGAGUGAGCGGUUGGUUGCAAUUCGCAACCUUGCCGCUAGAUAUUACUGACUGGGCCUUUAAAUCGUUCAAAGGUUUAAGAAAUCGUUGUCUCAUAUAAUGCUUUUAUUUACUAGAAAAUUGUUUAUAAUAUUUACAGUACAUCUUGUAUUAAAAAUUACUAUUUCUGUUUUAAAGUAAAUGCAUCACUUGCCGUUUCAUAAGGAUUUCUGCAGCACUUCCUGUAUUAUGGGCUGGUGGCUAUAAUGUCACCAGGUAUGUGUGUGUGUUUCAGUGUUGGGUGUAACUAGUUACUAAGUAAUUAGUUACUGUAAUUUAGUUACUUUUCCCUUGAAAAGGUAAAGUAAGGGAUUACUUUUAUUUUUUUCUGUAAUUUAAUUACAGUUACUUCUGAUGUAAUUAAACUAAAUACUUUGUGUAAUAUAUGUGUGUGCGAUAGUGGAAUUGACAUCAAAAUUCAAAGUCUAACUUUAAAAUCUGUGCUUUAAUGUAUAAUUCUCACAUUUGUAAUACUUUGGUCAGUUGAUAAGAGUACUUUAUGUAGUUUAAUAUUAUUUAUUUGAAUGAAUUAAAAGAGCCCUUUCAUGCCUAUCCUUGAAUCACUUAACUAAUCAAGGUUGAUAUAGAAUAUAGAAAGUAAUUAGUAAUAAGUAACUAAAUACUUUUUGGAGAGAGUCAUUUGUACAGUAAUCUAAUUACACUAUUGAAUAUGUAAUUAGUAACUAGUAAUUAAUUACUUUUUCAGAGUAACUUACCCAACACUGGUGUGUUUAUACUGUAUAUAUAUAUAUAUAUAUAAUAUUGUCUUUUUGAUAGCCACAUAUUCAUGUUAAGAUUUCCUUUUUUAUUUAUUUUUUGUAAAAACGGACAGGCAUUAGAUUUAGCCAGGACUAGCCUUAGUUAAAUUAGUAAUUAGUUAAGUAGUUUUUACAAACAUGCCUUACAAAAACAUUACUUCUGUGCAUCUUAACAAUGGCAUUGAUGCAUUUGAAGACAUGUCAGUGCUCUAAUAUUUAUUUUAGUCUUUAUCCCUGUCUUGGAAACUGCCCCUUGAUGUUUACUUUUUAUUCAUUUUUAUGUUUAAUUUUGUAUUCAUUGCUUUAUGCAAGCCAUAAAUUGUGUUUGUUUUUAUUUAUAUUGCACAAUCACCUAGUGCACAUUUGUCCACCCCACUGACUGGCUGUUUGUGUUACUUUGUUAUCUGUGAAUUUGAUCUGCAGUGGAAAAUGAAGUCGGCCACAGCAGCAAUGACGAUAAACCAGUGAUGGUAACAUAAGGCAAAUCAUUGGGCAAAAAAAUACAUAAUAUAUUUCAGUGGGGUUUAUACAUGAAUUUUUAUUGAGUAGUAGACACUAGAAUUUGGAAUUUUGCAUGUAAGUUAGUCUUACAAGUAUUUUUAUUGUUUUCUUUGGAGAAACACAGCGUCUUUAUGGUGUAUUACCGUCUUUUGUAAACAUAAAAUACAACAAUUAAAAUAAAAUCAAAGUAAUCAACAUUAAAGGUGCUGUGUGUAA
Molecule: messenger RNA, 3707 nt
Organism: Triplophysa rosa
Lineage: Eukaryota; Metazoa; Chordata; Actinopteri; Cypriniformes; Nemacheilidae
Exons: 9
Coding region: 642-1904 (420 amino acids)
Source: RefSeq, a predicted model, not a curated record